AUGACACCAUACUCAACACCUCCACGAAGCAAAUAUUGCAGUGAGUCCUCGAGCCUGCACCAAGAUACAGGGCCCCUUCGAGGAACCUCAUCUCAACUCCUCCCAUUGACUCCACAGUCCAUCCAACCUAGCACUCGUCAAUCAUUACAGAGUCCAAAUUUCGUUCUUACACCAAGUCUACCUCCAUACGUCAAUCCAUACGGUAUUCCCACAAAGCGGAGUAGCGUCGAAGCACCUAAGCUUAGCGAGCCACCUCCAUUUGUCAAGGCAUCCACCCACAAUGCAAUAACCUCCAUGGAGACGCCAUGGGGCGCAAUGAUUGCAGCCUUCGUCCAUAACCUCCCAGCAGGAUCUCCACACCUUCCGUUUGCCAACGUCCCACUCUUUGACGAGACGACGACAAAGGUCCGAAAGCUGGUUGAGAAGAAGAUGUUCGUUGCCGACAAAGACACAGACGGCAAUACCAUCAAAGUAGAGCUUUUUUAUCUUGGAUUAAAUGAUAUACAGGAGCACGCGCGAUAUCUUGUCUACAAUCACUUCGACUUCACUUUCGCCACACCCACGAAGACCUACACCGUCGACUUCAAGAUCUGGAGCAGGAAGUUUCCUCAUGGUAGUAGCGUCCUCAAGACUCCGAUAUGGAACUACGAAAUUGGUAUUUGUGGUCACUUGAGAUAUUGCAGCAUGUCGGACCUGUCGAAAGAGGACCAGACCACCACGUUCAGCUGCCCCGUAUUUGCCAAAUCGAAGGAAGAGGAUCCAAGCUGGGGUGACAUCGUCAGUACACUUGGCCGUGCUCUAGAGACACUCUACCAUACCGCUCCAUUUCAGCCAAACGAAGAAGUGUCCGUCAAGUCACCAAUACCAAGGCCUCAAAAGUCACGUGGAUCGAAGCCAUCGUAUCUCCCUCCUCCACACGCACCCAGUGUCACUUAUCCGGUGCCAUCGCUUGACACAUACGUUGCUGCUAUUCACAGAGAGGCUGCUAUGAGAAAGAGGAAGGCGGAGGAGGUACUUGGUCCUGCUUCAAAGCGGCUGCAUUAUUAG
Molecule: messenger RNA, 1047 nt
Organism: Cadophora gregata
Lineage: Eukaryota; Fungi; Ascomycota; Leotiomycetes; Helotiales; Ploettnerulaceae
Exons: 2
Coding region: 1-1047 (348 amino acids)
Source: RefSeq, a predicted model, not a curated record